This is a messenger RNA of Aspergillus oryzae RIB40, 351 nucleotides long. RefSeq lists its product as uncharacterized. Bases 1 to 351 code for a protein of 116 amino acids. Lineage: Eukaryota; Fungi; Ascomycota; Eurotiomycetes; Eurotiales; Aspergillaceae. The transcript has 2 exons. The record is from RefSeq and is a predicted model, not a curated record.
AUGGCUUCAAAGGAUGCGCCGGUGGGCAUCAUCGACCCCACUGAAGUCGGAGUCUUUGCAGCUCAUCUCUUGUCCGACGGCAAUCCUACCGUGCACAACAAGGCCAGAUAUGUUCUGAACGGGCCAGAGGACAUAACUGGAAAACAGAUUGUGGAUAUGGUUGAGCAGUACAUCGGCGUCCAGGUUGAGGAAGUCAUCUAUAAGGAUGUGUCGUUCAUUGACUUUCUUUAUGAGCAUCAGUAUGCGGCGACUCAUCAAUCAAAGAACGUGAUCUUGUCUAUCAAACACGCGCCCGAGACAGCAUGGGAAGGGCAGUGCACGGCGUCUACAACCACGGCCAUGAUGCCUUAG